Molecule: messenger RNA, 708 nt
Organism: Thlaspi arvense
Lineage: Eukaryota; Viridiplantae; Streptophyta; Magnoliopsida; Brassicales; Brassicaceae
Source: the annotation of a GenBank genome assembly
AUGUCCAGAAUCCCCACUCUGAUCAUCAUCAUCUCACGUCGUUCUCCUUCUUCAAGCCAUUGGAAAUCAAGGACGCCAUUGAUUCUGUCGUCGAUCCUCGUUAAGCAUUGUCAACACAAACCAGAUCGCAAAGAAUUCACGAAAGUGGCGGUACGCAAAUCAAUAUCGCAGUCUGAGUCCGAGUCAGUGACGUCCAAAGGCCUUCUCCUGCUGGAGUAUCGCUGUGAAAGAUGGGACAGCAUUGGAGAAAGAAUGGAGAAAGCAUGCGUAGUAGUGGAUGACAGGCUUUUCGUAAUUGGUGGUCAAGAAGGUGAUUUCAUGGCUAAACCAGGAUCUCCCAUUUUCAAAUGCUCACGCCGUAUGGAGGUGGUAUUCAGUGAUGUAUACAUGCUGGAUGAGGAAAUGAAGUGGAAAGUUAUGCCGUCAAUGCCAAAACCCGAUUCCCAUAUUGAGCUUGCUUGGAAAGUGGUUAACAACUCCAUUGUAAUCGUCGGAGGCACCACAGAGAAGCAUCCUGAAACCAAGAAGAUGGUUCUCGUUGGCGAAAUCUUCCAGUUUAACCUCAAUACAAUGAAAUGGUAUGUGAUUGGAAAGUUGCCAUACCGUGUGAAGACAACGCUGGGGCAACGAGACGAAGGUCCAGAUGAUCCAGCGCCGCGUAAGGUAGUUGCAGAGAUGUGGAGAACCAAACUUAUACUGAAUCCGUGA